CCCGCCCCGCAUACCCCUAAUGCCUCUGGCGCCCAGUGUAAAGCUGCAGGCUCUGGACUUUGGCCUUCGCUGUAGCUAGUGUGGGAGUCUGGCAGGCAGACGCAGCCUCUCAAGAAAGUAAAAGCAGCAGCCUCAGGCACUGUGGUGCCCGCUAGCUUUCCCCUGAGGAGCCCCCCUGAUAGGCGAGAAGCUGCUGGUGACAGAGUCUCGGCAUCACUCAGGAAGUCUGGGGCCACCAGAACUAAGCACACGGCUUUGGGCCUCGUGUCUCCGGUCACAAAGCCCAGCUCACAUUAAGAGUCCAGUAUCCCUGGUUAAGCCAAAGAGGACAACAAACAAGAAGUUCUGCGCACAGACCCGCUCGUCUGGUCAGGUGUUCGCCUCGGUCUGGGGUCUGCCCACAUCUUUGCAGAAAGGAGCCAUAGUUUAGCAAUAAUCUGCCCAGCAGACAAUUUCUCAGUCUGUUGGGUCCAGAGAAUUGCAGCCCAGGAGGACGCGGGGGGCCAGGGCUGAGGACUGGAUAAACUUUCCUGUCCAGUCUCGGCUGCCACCUGCAGGUCACUGGGGCUCCAGCCAUGUGCCUGCCUUUGCUGCUGGGCGUCUUGCUCUGGGCAGCGCUGUGGUGGCUCAGGGACCGGCAGCGCCUGCCCGCCAGCGGUGCCUUCGUCUUCAUCACGGGCUGUGACUCGGGCUUUGGGCGGCUUCUGGCGCUGAGACUGGACCAGCGAGGCUUCCGGGUCCUGGCCGGCUGCCUGACUCCCGCGGGGGCAGAGCACCUGCAGUGGGCGGCCUCCUCGCACCUCCACACCACCCUGCUGGACGUCACUGAUCCUCACAGUAUACAGCGGGCCGCCGAGUGGGUAGAGACACAGGUUGGGGAAGCAGGGCUCUUCGGCCUGGUGAACAAUGCUGGUGUGGCUGGCGUCAUCGGGCCCACGCCCUGGCUGACACGGGAGGAUUUCCAUCGGGUGCUGAAUGUGAACACGCUGGGCCCCAUCGGCGUCACCCUUGCCCUGCUGCCCCUGCUCCAGCAGGCCCGGGGCCGGAUCGUCAACAUCACCAGCGUCCUGGGCCGCCUGGCGGCCAACGGUGGGGGCUACUGUGUCUCCAAGUUUGGCCUGGAGGCCUUCUCUGACAGCCUCAGGAGGGACAUGGCUCCUUUCGGGGUACAAGUAUCCAUCGUGGAGCCCGGCUUCUUCCGAACCCCAGUGACAAACCUAGACAGUCUGGAGGAAGCCCUGCAGGCCUGCUGGGCACGGCUCCCUCCAACCACACGGGCCCGCUAUGGGGAGGCCUUCCUCACCAAGUACCUGAAAGUGCAGCGGUCCAUCAUGAGCCUCAUCUGUGACCCAGACCUCACCAAGGUGAGCAGGUGCCUGGAGCAUGCUCUGACCGCGCGACACCCGAGAACCCGCUAUAGCCCGGGCUGGGACGCUAAGCUGCUCUGGCUGCCAGCCUCCUACCUGCCAGCCAGUCUGGUGGAUGCCAUCCUCACCUGGGUUCUUCCCAGACCAGCCCAGGCAGUCUGCUGAAUCCAGGCAUGGACUUCCAUUUAUUCCUGUGCCUGCCCUGUUACUGCCUGGUACCCACACACAACUGGCACUCAAUAAACGUAGAAAGUAAAAAUACAAAAGCACUGUCAUUGGCAGAAAUGAAGGUGCUGU
Talpa occidentalis (Iberian mole) is the source of this 1664-nucleotide messenger RNA. It is a transcript of the gene RDH5, whose product is annotated as retinol dehydrogenase 5. The transcript is spliced from 5 exons. NCBI's taxonomy places the organism in Eukaryota, Metazoa, Chordata, Mammalia, Eulipotyphla, Talpidae. The coding region runs from base 576 to 1532 and encodes 318 amino acids. The record is from RefSeq and is a predicted model, not a curated record.